UGAUCCGUCGAGUGCUCCACUCCACCUAUAACCAGUUGCUAAAAACUAGAUAUUAGUUAUGGGCGGCAUUAUUACGCUAAAAGUGAAAAUUUAAGAUGGCUAGUACCUAGUCGGAGUUCAUUAAAUCAACAUAUGGUGGAGUGAUUUUUCCAGUUCUUCGCAUAGUCAUUUCUGAGUGAUAGUUUGCAGUCGGUAUUAGCAACAUGAGAGCCCUUUGCUUCCUGGUUGUAAUAGCAAUUUGUGUGUUGGGCAGUGAGUGCAGUGAUGGCAGGCAUAAGGUCUCCACGCAAGCCGCAUAUGGUGCAGCAUUUGACGAAGUCGUGGUGGACACAUCAUUGAAUAUUAGGCACAAGGCUUCGGCGGCCAGACGCCCAAGAGACUUAUAUGUCGGAGUUCCGCUAGUGGAUUAUAAGUUUUUGAAACGAGAAAAACGACAGGUUAACAGGCGUCGCGGGGGCGGUGGUGGGGGUGUCGGAUCCUCCAGUUCUUCGGCAAAUGCUGCGUCUCAAAGUCAUUUCUCAAGGCCGGGCGGACAAUUCGGGGCAUCGGCGGCUAACGCUCAGGCGCAAGGAUUCCAAUCCACCGGGCCUCUAGGCAGCUUCGGGGCAUCUGCAGCAGGAACCCAAACGCAAUCUUUCCAAGCUAACCGUAAAGGAAUCCAGGGAUCCGCUGGAGCAUCUGGGAGUCAGACAUACAACUUGCCCAAUGGGAAAACAGUGAGUGUAACAUUCUCGAACGGCUUCUCCGUUGGACCAAACGGGAGACCAACGACCAGUGGGGGCCAAUCGGUUGCCAUAUCAUAGAUUUCAAAUUGAAUCUCUAAUUUUCAUUCAAGCGAUGUUUUCUGAUUGCUGCUUCAGAUACCUAUGCUUUUUCCAUUAAGACUGUCUAAUCUUUGUCAUCUUGCUUGCAACGUUGUUUUAGAUUGGCUUUUAAUGAUUCUUCUCGGUAAUUCGAUCGCAUCGGCGUAACCGUUGCUUUCCUAAGUUCAGCAAAGUUCAGAUUUUUUGAGAAUACAAACAGCACCUGUGCAUGAAAGUCUUUACAAUUUCGAUCUAAUCUUGAGAUAUCGUUCUAUUGUUUUCGCAAUAAAUGUAUCCGAAUAAAUUAAGAUCUAGCCGUUACAGAUUAACAAAGUAAACGAAAAGUGCAUUGCCCUCAAGCACUAGCAACUGUAAUAAUAAAGAGAAUAUUUGUACGAUAAAAA
Hermetia illucens (black soldier fly) is the source of this 1207-nucleotide messenger RNA. RefSeq lists its product as uncharacterized. The record is from RefSeq and is a predicted model, not a curated record. The transcript has 3 exons. NCBI's taxonomy places the organism in Eukaryota, Metazoa, Arthropoda, Insecta, Diptera, Stratiomyidae. The coding region runs from base 204 to 803 and encodes 199 amino acids.